GGGGGAGGGGGAGGGGGAGGGGGAGCCGUCGCCGGCGGGAAGGGAGGCGCGCGGAGCCGGAGGGGCUCUGGCCUGGGCCAGCUCUGCUGCGUCGGGGCGGGGACUGGGGCAGCCCUGCGUGGGACGAGACGGAAGCCAGGGCUCUGGAGCUACCCGGGCGACCCAGGCCUGGCUGUGUCGCCAGCUGGGCCUGGGGCCUCCCCGUCUGGGCUUCCUGAGAUCCCGCCCAGGCCCCAGUGGCUCCCCUGGCUGCUCCCUGGGGUUGCCACGAGGGGCGGGCGGCGCACUGACCUGCCUGUGAGCAGGAUCGUUGGGUCCUGCCCACCCUGAGUGGCCCACAGUGACCCCGGGCGGGCCAUGGGGACUGCACUUGUGUACCACGAGGACAUGACAGCCGCCCGGCUGCUCUGGGACGACCCUGAGUGUAAGAUCGAGUGUCCUGAGCGCCUGACCACUGCCUUGGAGCGCCUGCAGCAGCAAGGUCUGGAGCAAAGGUGUCUGCGGCUGGCAGCCCGCGAGGCCUCGGAGGCGGAGCUGGGCCUGGUGCACAGCCCCGAGUAUGUGGCGCUGUUGCGGGGGACCCAGGCCUUGGGCACCAGGGAGCUCCAGGCCCUGUCCAAGCAGUACGAUGCAGUCUACCUCCAUCCGGUGCGUGCCCUGGCUAACCCGCCCCCCCAGUCACACAUCCGGCGCCCGUGCCUGUUCACGGCCGGCACUCCCGUGUACUGUGCCCUGUUGGCUGCCGCUGCAGAGUACCUUCCACUGUGCCCGGCUGGCCGCAGGGGCCGCGCUGCAGCUGGUGGACGCGGUGCUGACGGGAGCUGUGCGCAACGGGCUCGCCCUGGUGAGGCCUCCUGGACACCACAGCCAGAGGGCUACUGCCAACGGAUUCUGCGUGUUCAACAACGUAGCCAUAGCAGCCAAACACGCCCAGCAGCAGCACAGGUUGCGCAGGGCAUCCAGUAUAUCUUCGAGGAUGACCCCAGCGUCCUUUACUUCUCCUGGCACCGCUACGAGCACGGACACUUCUGGCCGCAUCUGCGGGAGUCAGAUGCCGAUGCUGUCGGACGGGGGCGGGGCCUUGGCUUCACUGUUAACCUGCCCUGGAACCAGGUCGGGAUGGGAAAUGCCGACUACGUGGCCGCCUUCCUGCACGUGCUGUUGCCCCUGGCCUUUGAGUUCAACCCUGAGCUGGUCCUAGUCUCUGCAGGAUUCGACUCAGCCAUUGGCGAUCCUGAGGGGCAGAUGCUGGCCACGCCGGAGUGCUUCGCCCACCUCACACAGCUGCUGCAGGUGCUGGCUGGUGGCCGGGUCUGCGCCAUACUGGAGGGUGGUUACCACCUGGAGUCCCUCUCCCAGUCCGUGUGCAUGACGGUGCGAGCGCUGCUGGGCGACCCUGCCCUGCCCUUGUCAGGGCCCAUGGAGCCCCAUGGCAGCGCCCUGGAGUCCCUCCAGCGUGUGCGGGCAGCCCAGGCCCCUCACUGGGUGAGCCUCCAGCAGCAAGGUGCCGCCCCUGUACUGAGCCCCGGCACCCCCUGCCCAGAGGGGAGGCCCUCACCGCUGCCACCGGGGGAGCCUGAAUUCAAGGCAGCGGUGACUCAGGCCGCUGAUGCUCUGAGCGUGCUCCUGGAGCAGCUGCACCUCCACCCCACACCCCCUGUCCGCGUGGCUGCUGCCCUGACUGUGCCAGACGCUGGCCGGGCCCUGCCCCCGGGUGUCCUCUGUGAGGAGGGGUCACUGCCGCGGGAGGAAGCACAGGCCUGGGCCAGGCCACGUGAGGCCCUGGCCCAGGACGAGGCCCUCGCUGCACUCGGGAAGGUCCUGUACCUCUUGGACAGGAUCCUGGAUGGGCAGGUGAGCAGUGGCAUGGCAGCCACACCAGCCCCUGCUGCAGCUGCCACCCUGGACGUGGCCGUUCGGUAUGGCCUGUCCCACGGAGCCCAGAGGCUGCUGUGUGUGGCCGUGGGGCAGCUGGAUCGGCCCCCAGCUCUCACCGAUGAUGGGAGGAGUCUAUGGCUGAACAUUGGGGGCAAGGAGGCAAGUGCCCCGUCCAUGUUCCACGUCUCUGUGCCACUGCCAGUGACGACUGGUGGGUUCCUGAGCUGUGCCCUGGCCCUGGUGCUGCCCCUGGCCUACAGCUUCCAGCCUGACCUGGUGCUGGUGGCGCUGGGGCUGGCCCAUGGCCUGCGGGACCCCCAAGCUGCACUCCUGGCUGCACUACUUCGGGGCCCGGCAGGCGGCCGAGUCUUGGCCCUUGUGGAUGAGGAAUCCACACCCCAGCUUGCGACAGUCCUGGCCAGCGUGCUGAAUGGGGAGGCACCCCCCAGCCUGGGCCCCUUCUCCAUGGCCACCCCAGAGGACACGCAGGCCCUGAUGUACCUGAGACCACGGCUGGAGCCAAGGUGGAAGAUGCUGCAGGUGGCUGCGCCUCCUUGAGUGCUGUGACCUGGCAGCUUGAAGUCGGCCAGGGUGAGAGUAUCUACACCGUGGAAACGACACUACGCACCAGUCCCCCGGGAGCCUGUUGUUAACUGCGCCAGCACGUUUCUGCGCGAGGCUUCUGACCUGUGGGCCAGGCUGUAGGCCUGCCCAGGACACGGGCUCAGGGGCUCUACCGCCGGGACCCCCGCUCCGGCGCCAGCCUCUACACGGACGGCCCCUCCCCGGCUCCCUUCUCCCAGCCGUCAGUAAAAGUAGGUUAAGCCAAA
This is a messenger RNA of Dama dama (fallow deer), 2708 nucleotides long. It is a transcript of the gene HDAC10, whose product is annotated as histone deacetylase 10. The transcript is spliced from 20 exons. Gene Ontology annotation, biological process: chromatin organization. Bases 358 to 2436 code for a protein of 692 amino acids. Gene Ontology annotation, molecular function: histone deacetylase activity. Gene Ontology annotation, cellular component: histone deacetylase complex. The record is from RefSeq and is a predicted model, not a curated record. Lineage: Eukaryota; Metazoa; Chordata; Mammalia; Artiodactyla; Cervidae.